Pseudovirgaria hyperparasitica is the source of this 1767-nucleotide messenger RNA. RefSeq names its product amino acid permease. Gene Ontology annotation, cellular component: membrane. Lineage: Eukaryota; Fungi; Ascomycota; Dothideomycetes; Acrospermales; Acrospermaceae. The transcript has 3 exons. Gene Ontology annotation, molecular function: amino acid transmembrane transporter activity. Bases 1 to 1767 code for a protein of 588 amino acids. The record is from RefSeq and is a predicted model, not a curated record. Gene Ontology annotation, biological process: amino acid transmembrane transport.
AUGGACGAGAAGAUGACCCGGUCCCACAGCUACUCCACCUCCACCUCGAGAGGUGCCUCACCCUACUAUGGAGAGUCUUCCAGCCACAAGGACUCCUUUCCCCAGCGCCUCAUCGACAGCUUCAAGCGCGAUCCUACCUCGUAUGCCAUAUCAAAGGGCACCAUAACUGCUGAUGGCAAGCUAUUCGAUGUCGAGUCUGCCGCCCAAAACACGGCCGAAUCACCCUUGGCGAGACGCUUAAAGGGAAGACACCUGCAGAUGAUAGCCAUAGGAGGCUCUAUCGGUACCGGUCUGUUCGUCGGAACCGGCAGUGCGCUAGCGGCUGGAGGUCCCGCCUCGCUCAUCAUUGCAUAUGGCAUCAUUGGCAUCAUGAUGUACUGCACCGUGCAGGCCCUGGGCGAGAUGGCCGUCCUCUUUCCCGUCGCCGGCUCCUUCUCUGCAUACUCGACUCGUUUCCUCGAUCCGGCUUGGGGCUUUGCCAUGGGUUGGAACUAUGCUUUUCAAUGGCUCGUCGUACUGCCUCUCGAAAUAGUCGCCGCCUCCCUCACCAUCGAAUUCUGGAACCACGGCAGGAUCAACAGCAACGCCUGGGUCGCCAUCUUUCUCUUCCUCGUCGUCGUCAUCAAUCUGUUUGGCGUCAAGGGCUAUGGAGAGGCCGAGUUUGUCUUCUCCAUCGUCAAGGUCACCGCCAUUAUUGGCUUCAUCAUCCUUGGCAUCAUCCUCAACAUCGGAGGCGGUCCGGACGGCACCUACAUCGGCAACAGGUACUGGCGUGACCCGGGCGGCCUGCACAACGGCUUCAAGGGCGUGUGUAGCGUCUUUGUCACUGCCGCUUUCGCCUUUGCCGGUACCGAACUUGUCGGUCUCGCUGCUGCCGAGACGGCCAACCCACGCAAGAGUCUCCCGACUGCUGUCAAACAGGUCUUUUGGCGCAUCACCCUCUUCUACAUCGUCUCCUUGGUGUUGGUUGGACUGCUCGUGCCAUAUAAUGACCCCCGUCUCCUGCACGGGAAAAGCUCGGCCGAUGCAUCUGCCUCGCCUUUUGUGAUUGCCAUCCAAAAUGCCGGUAUCGAAGGUCUCCCGUCCGUCAUGAACGUCGUCAUCAUGAUAGCCGUGCUGUCUGUCGGCAACUCGGCCGUGUUUGGUUCGUCACGAACACUGGCAGCACUUGCUGAGCAGGGACAGGCACCACGCUUCCUGGCAUACAUUGACCGCAAAGGCAGACCCAUUGUCUCCAUCGGUAUUGCCGUUGCCUUGGGUCUCCUGGCCUUCCUCGCCGGCACGAACAAGCAAGAAAACGCGUUUGACUGGAUGAUUGCCAUCUCCGGUCUGUCUUCCAUCUUCACCUGGGGCAGUAUAUGCCUGGCGCACAUCCGCUUCCGCAAGGGAUGGCAAGUCCAAGGCCACUCCCUGGACGAGCUCGCAUUCCACUCUCAGCCGGGCACGCUCGGCUCCUGGCUCGGCUUCAUCAUCAACGUCCUGAUCCUCAUAGCCCAAUUCUGGGUAGGCAUCGCCCCGGUCGGCUACGAAUCCAUGAGCAGCAGCGACCUUGCCCGGGAGUUCUUCCAGCUCUAUCUGGCCGUGCCCAUUGUCCUCCUCUUCUACAUUCCCUACAAGCUCAUCUACCGCACGCCGUUUGUGCGCAGCCACAGCAUGGACCUGCACACCGGCAUCCGCGAGCUGAACCUCGCCGAGCUGAUUCAGGAGGAGCGCCGAGAAAUGGCCGCCUGGCCGCGCUGGAAGAAGGUCUACAAGUUCUUCUGCUGA